AUGUCUUGGCUGAUUGUGCAGAAAGAAAUGGUUGGAGGUGAAUCAAAAUAUAAUCAAAUUGGUGGAUCUGAUGAGUUUUGUGGGGUGGGAAAGUUUCAGAAGAAUAAUCUUCCUGUUUUCAAGGAAAGGUAUCAUCCUAAGGGUGCUCAGACUUGGCUUCAGGAGAUUGAGAAGAUCUUUAGAGUUAUGGCGUGCACUAAUGCACAUAAGUAUUUUCCAGCUGAUGUUUGCAGCCGCGGGGAAGUAGGUUUAUUGAAACUGAAGCAAGGGAAUAUGAAUGUGGCUGACUAUACGGCUAAGUUUGAGGAGUUGUCAAGAUUUUUUCCUCGCUAUAAUGGUAUGGAAGCUGAAGGAUCUAAGUGUGUGAACCAAUGUAGAAUUUAUGAUGAAGAUAGUGUUGCUAAAUCUGUUCACUACAAGAGUGUGAGUGAGAAGAAUAAUGGGAACCAAAAUCGUGGUCAGUCGUAUGUGACUCUAAAGGAUGGGGAAAUAGAAGUAUCAGCAGAAGACCGCAAGUGGGAAAGAAACAAGUUGGGGAAGAUACUCUUACUUCUCUGA
Vicia villosa (hairy vetch) is the source of this 558-nucleotide messenger RNA. RefSeq lists its product as uncharacterized. NCBI's taxonomy places the organism in Eukaryota, Viridiplantae, Streptophyta, Magnoliopsida, Fabales, Fabaceae. The transcript is spliced from 4 exons. The record is from RefSeq and is a predicted model, not a curated record. Bases 1 to 558 code for a protein of 185 amino acids.